Molecule: messenger RNA, 4200 nt
Organism: Uloborus diversus
Lineage: Eukaryota; Metazoa; Arthropoda; Arachnida; Araneae; Uloboridae
Product: chitin deacetylase 1-like
Exons: 6
Coding region: 1-1623 (540 amino acids)
Biological process (GO): carbohydrate metabolic process
Cellular component (GO): extracellular region
Molecular function (GO): chitin binding; protein binding; hydrolase activity, acting on carbon-nitrogen (but not peptide) bonds
Source: RefSeq, a predicted model, not a curated record
AUGACGUUAUUUAUUUCUCAAAAACCUUUUGGCAUCCGUGGCAAUCAUUUAAAUAAUGAUCUUUCUUUUCUUGCAGUAUUGUCUGUAUCGAUUGUGAAACGGCAAGUUGAUGGUCAGAAUGAUGCUGAACUGUGCAAGAAUCGAUCUCCGACGGAGUAUUUUCGUUUGACAUCAGACGACGACUGCAGAGAUGUGGUCAGGUGUUCGGUACAGGGGCUGCUCGCCCUGAGGUGCCCCUCUGGUCUGGCAUUCGAUAUCGAAAAGCAGACCUGCGACUGGAAGAACAACGUCAAGAACUGCGAACAGCUGGAAAAGCCUCGUCUAGCAACACCACUGUUGGCGACAGACGAACCUUUAUGCGACACUGGCAAGCUGGCCUGUGGGAACGGCGAUUGUAUUGAAAAGGAAUUGUUCUGCAACGGACUGCCCGACUGCAGUGAUGGUUCAGAUGAAAAUGCUUGCACUGUGGAUCGCGACCCCAACAGAGCUCCCCCGUGCGACCAGACGCAGUGCGUGCUCCCGGAUUGCUAUUGCUCCCCUGAUGGCACCCAGAUCCCGGGACGACUGGAGCCGAACACGGUGCCCCAGAUGAUCACGAUCACUUUCGACGACGCCGUCAACAACAACAACAUCAUCGUGUACGAGAAGAUGUUCCGAGAUGGAAGGAAUAACCCCAACGGCUGUUCAGCAAAGGGAACCUUCUUCGUUUCUCACAAAUACACAAACUACUCGGCCGUGCAGGAACUGCACAGGAAGGGUCAUGAGAUAGCAGCACACUCUAUCACGCAUCGAAACAUCGAGAAAUAUUGGACAGAUGCCAGCCUGGACACUUGGGCCAAAGAGAUGGCCGGAGUAAGACUGAUCCUGGAACGCUUUGGAAACAUCACUGACAACUCCAUCGUAGGCGUAAGGUCACCAUACUUAAGGGUCGGUGGCAAUGCGCAGUUCUCCAUGAUGGAAGAACAGGCCUUCCUGUACGACUCCACCCUCACUGCACCACUCUCCAACCCCCCACUGUGGCCAUACACCCUCUACUUCAGAAUGCCACACAAGUGCCAUGGAAAUGGACAGAACUGUCCCACUAGGUCACACGCUGUAUGGGAAAUGGUGAUGAACGAGUUGGACAGGAGAGACGAUCCUAACUUCGACGAGGAGCUUGCAGGAUGCGCCAUGGUGGACAGUUGCUCCAACAUCAUCUCUGGAGAGCAAUUCUACAACUUCCUCAACCACAACUUCGACAGACACUACAAGACUAAUCGUGCUCCUCUUGGUCUAUACUUCCACGCUGGAUGGCUUAGACUCAACCCCGACUACUUGGCAGCCCUGGUACAGUGGAUGGACGAAGUACUGGGUAAGAAUGACGUAUACUUCGUCACCAUGACGCAAGUGUUGCAGUGGAUGCAGUCCCCCACUGAGCUGUCAUCUAUCCGGGACUUCGCUCCCUGGAAAGAAAAGUGCGAUGUCAAGGGACAACCCUUCUGUUCCCUGCCAAAUGCUUGUCCUCUCACCACCAGAGAGCUUCCAGGAGAAACCAUUCGACUCCAUACCUGCAUAGAAUGCCCCCAAAACUAUCCAUGGAUCGAAGACCCCACAGGAGAUUUCUACGCCUUUAAGAAGAAGUAAAGGUGGUGUGAUGUCGAAUCAUGACGUUCGAACACAAACUGGAGCGAGCAUUGCGUCACCAUUCCUGAAGACUUAGCCCCCAUGUCAAGAACAUGCAAAGUUAAACUACGUAAUUUUCACCUGAUAAUAAAUCCAUGCUUCAAUAACAAAAAAAAAAAAAAAAAAGUCAUCGAAAACUAAAUGGCCAUAAAUAGGCCAUUUAGUUUUCGAUGAUAUAUUUAUGCUGACGACGAGGGCGAAUAGAGAAGGGAGUGACAUAGGGGACACGACUCCCUCUUUCUUAACCAAUCAGAUAUAUAUUCAGUAAAUUGAAUUUUGGAUAUUUUAUUCUAACCAAUUCGUCCCAGACCACCUAUUUGUGCUCAAAAAUUGUCUUUGCCCUUCUCUUUCCAAUAAUGACACUCCCUCCACUCUCAAACCAGAAGUUGCGUCCACUCUUGGCAGACGAACAUACACAGAACAAAUCAUUUUGAGCAAAUACAGUGAAAUCCCGUUACAACGAAUACCAAUACAACGAAAUUUCCGUUUCAACGAAAUAAAAUUUCAGUCCCGAUUUAAUUCCCAGUACGUUGUUUGAAUUCCAUUAUAACGAAAUUCCCGUUACAACGAACAAAAUUUGCGGUCCCUUGAAGUUCGUUGUAACGGGAUUUCACUGCUGAAAGCCUGAUUUAGAUAAUUCUUAAAUAAGAUCUGAUUUAGAUAAUUCUUCACUAUAGUCAUGCAAUCUGUUAAUGACUGAGAAACGGUCGUAUUGACCAGUCAAAUCAAGCUUCCAUUAGCCACCUGAACCGCCAAAUUCAGCUUCUUAUACCCGCAUUUACCAGCCGUGUUGAACUUCAGUCAUACACUCAAUCGUUCGAGGUCUUUUGAUUGGAUAAAAAAGGCUUUGAUCGACGAUUUAACUGGGCUGGUGAAUAGGAUCGUUGUUGGUAGAAGACUUCGAUCAUCGGUUCGGGGGAGUGUCUGAAGAAGGGUUGAAUCGGCUGAUGAAUAAGGCCGUAAAUGAAACCUUAAUUAUUUGUUCCUAAAAUGCAACUUAAAAAAAAUACUUGACUGAAUAUAGAUUUAAAAAAAAAGACUAAUCAAAUACACAAACGCAAUAAGUUAAGAUAUAUUUUCACGUGAUAAUCAGAUGAAAAAUAUGUAUUGACAUUAUUGUUAGUAUGACGAUAUGUUCGCUCCAACUUUGUAAGUUCAAUGCAAAGAACCGUGGUUCACUUAAAGAAUGGCGGCUCCACCAUAAAAUGGACACAAGUGAUUCUUGAGAUUCAAAAACCGAUGACUCUUCAAACGUUAUACUCACUGAAUUCUAAAAAUGAUUCUUCCAAAGACAAAUUAAAAACAAUCACAACUUAAAUUUUUUUUUGAGCUUUCUGAAUAAUUUUUAAAUUGGUACACUUCAAUAUAAAUUUAUUUUAAUAACCAAAAAAUUUAAAGCGUCAAUGAUUUAAAUGCGCGCACUCAAAGCAAUAUUUCUUCAUUUACAUUUUUUUCAAAUUCUUUAAAUUGAACAUAAAAUGCACUAGGAAGAGAAAAUAUAUUCUCAAUGAAUAAUUUAUCAGAGUGUGUAAGGUAUGCUUAAUAUAAUACCGCAAACAAGAUCUCAAGCAAGAUAUAGCCAAAAAUUAUUUUGUAAGUAAAUGGUUAUACCCUUUGCAUAACUAUUUCAUUGGUAAAUUAUUUGUACCAUAAAACAUUUCUCAUUAGCAGUUUUAUACAUACAUAAACAAUUCAUUUAAUGAUUACUAACUUUUUGUAGUUAUUACGUUCAAGCAUAUAAACUUCAAAAUUAUUUAUUCAAUGCAAUUUAAAUACUGAAAAACUUACGUUUUGUACAAAAACAUUCAUUCUACACAUAUUACUUUUAGUACAAAAACAUUACUAGACAGCAGUCGUUUCUCAAUUGAAUUAUUUAUUGGGGACAUAAAACCAAAAUGUGCUUUUACACUACUACACUUCAUUUUUCUCUUGAUAUUUUAUCGAAAGCAUGCACUUUUUUGCUAGUAAAAGUAAAAUUUUUUGCGGAUGUAUCUUUUCAGGUAUCCUAAAUACUGAAAUAAGAUCAUCAAACAAACAUGUAGCUGAUGCUGUGAUCAAUCUAAUUUAGCUAAAUUUUAGUCGCAGGCAUUUUUUUUAGUCCAGGAACUUUAACACCACAGAAAACAUUCGAAUUAUAGAAAUGGUGAACCCAAGACCAAUCAAAAUCGAUGAUACAUUGUUCACGUGAUAGAAUCUGGAGCGUAUUUCAUCCAAUCAUCGAUGUUAUUGCAGUGAUAAUAGUUUAGGUAGUUAUUGAUGCAAAACUCCUCAUGCACGUUAACAUAAUAAACACAUCGUCGUGCAUUCCAAGUUUUUGCAGACUUUUAUCCACGGCCUCUGUACAUAUGUUACGAUGAAGGUUCCUAAAAUGAGUGAAUAUUUUUUGUAAGUUGUGACUAAUAAUGUGCUGCAAUAAAAUGUACCUUUUGUUUUGUAAAAUGCCUUUUGUUUUACUUUAUCUAAACAACACGAUUUGAUGUUUUAAAGACUCAGGCUAAACUGCAAAAAUCCAAGGGCUUAAAAAGAGAGAAAAAGAAA